AUGGGAAAAGAAGAGGUAACACUAGAUGUUGUCUCAUUUGGGAAUAGAUUGCGUUUCUUAUUCUCAAUAUGGGUAGAUAGAGAUAACCCAUUUGCAAGUGUAGGCACUAUACUUCCACUACAACAAAUUGACUCUCUAUUAAUCUUAUGUGGUAAGGGGUCUGCACAAGAUGAUGGUAGUAUUUAUAAGAGUACAACCAUUCACUAUUGGCUAUUUGGCUUUGAAUUUUCCGACACAUUGCUUUUAUUAACACGGACAAAAGAAAUAGUGAUACUGACUAGCUCAAAGAAAGUGGCCAUAUUUAAACAGCUAGUAGAUACUGCACCUUCUCACUAUCCUAGUAUAAAAGUUACAUUGAUUGAACGUAACAAUAAUGAUGAACCUUUAGAACGUUUAGGGCGAAUUUGUGUAGAUGUAACUGAUGGUAACAAUAUGAACUUGGGAAGAGUUGAAGAUAUAACCAAGCAAAGAACUCAAUUUAUAUCUCAAUGCGAAGAAUACUUUAAAUCUAAUGAGCCAUUUUCAAGUGCAACAGUAACACUGGUUAAUCAUGCUUUAAGUUAUAUACUCUGUUAUAAAGAUUCGAUUGAAUUAUCACUUUGCAAGAAAGCAUCCACUUUAUCAGUACAGAUGAUAAAGAAUAUAAUUUUACAAAGGAUUGAAGUGAUACUAGAUAAAGAAUUUCAAGAAACACAUCAGAGUAUUGGAAAAAGGGCUGAAAAAGCUCUUGAUGAUACCAAUAUUUUAAAAACCUGGCAAGCUAAAUAUGAAUUAGAUCCUAGUGAUGUUGAUUUAGUGUAUGCAUUGAUACAGAGUGGUCAUAAUUUUGAACUUAAAGCUGUAGAGAAUACAACUGAAAAUUUAUGUCUGACAUCAGGAUGCAUUUUAUUGAGUGUUGGUUCGAAGUACAGAGAAUACUGUGCAAAUAUAACACGUACAUAUUUUCUUAAUGCUACUGAUGAGCAGAAGGAAAUAUAUAAUUAUACACUAAGUUUAAUGGAGUAUAUUGUUUUAUUGCUAAAACCUAAUAUACCGUUUCGGAAGAUUUACCAAGAUGUAUUAGAUAAAAUUACUAAUGACAAGGGAGUAGAGAUGUCACAAAAAUUUGUCAACAGUGUUGGUCACUGUAUUGGUAUUGAAUUUCGUGAUUCGUUAUUAAUUAUAGGUCCAAAAACACCACUAGAUGUGGUAGUACAAAAUGGAAUGACUUUUAAUCUAUCGGUUGGUUUCAAUGACUUGACUUCAAGCAAUAUAAAAUAUGCUGUCUGGAUAUGUGAUACUGUCUACUUAUCUACUGAUAAUACAGUAGAGAUUUUAACUCAAAGUUGUAGCAAGCGUCUGGAGCAUGUAUCAUAUGAAUUGGAAGAUAUAGACAUUGAACAAACAAAAACUCACAUUAAAAAGGAAACUACUCAGCAGAUGAAUAAGAAAGACUAUUUAACACAUGAGGAUGAAUAUAGCACCAGCGAUGAUAAGAGAACAGAUAAUUCUAGUAGAAAAAAUAAAUCUAUUAGUAAUAAUGCAGUAUUGCAGGAACGUUUUCGUAAAACAAGAAGUCGUAUACUGAAUAAUGAUCAUGCUGAAGAACUGAAAGAACUUGAAAAUUACCAACGAGAAUUAAGAAAGAAAAAACUUGUUGAAUUACAAAAUAGAUUUGGUGAAGAAAAAGAAAAAGAUAAUAAUGAUUUAAUUAAGUCUACUUCAGAUCAAAACUAUUAUUUUAAUUCGAAACUUGUUAGCUAUGAUUCAGUUUUAGGUUACCCGAGAGAUCGUAACCUAAAUAGAAUAUAUGUUGAUUCUGCAAAAGAAAGUAUUCUCAUUCCAAUUUAUGGUAUGCUUGUUCCUUUCCAUGUUAGGUCACUGAAAAAUGCAGUAUGUACACAAGAAGAAGGUAAAAAAUCUUUUAUUUUAAGGAUCAACUUCGCUCUACCAACUGGACAAUUGCUAGAUCAAAUGCCCAAUUCUCUCAGCUCACCAAUUUUUAUUAAAGAGCUUAUGAUACGUUCUGAAGAUGGUAGAACUUUGAAUUCAAUAUUUAGAAGUAUAAAGGAGUUAAUAAAGAGAUUUAAACAGAAAGGUAGUUUAGAAGAUGAGAAAGCAGAGCAAGAUUUCUUGAAAAAGCAGCAACCUCUUGAGUUGAAUCGUAAUAGUCCUAGAAUUGUACUUAAAGACAUUGGAAUUCGUCCAACUCUAGGUCAAGGUAGACGUCAGCAUGGUAUAUUAGAGGCUCAUGUAAAUGGCUUAAGAUUCAAUUCUUCUAAGGGUGAAACUAUGGAUAUUUUAUACUCAAGUAUUAAGUAUGCUAUAUUUCAGCCAGUCGAGAAUGAUCUGAUUGUUUUAUUACAUUUACAUCUACGCUAUUCAUUAUGGUUCGGUAAAAAAAAGACUCAGGAUGUUCAGUUUUAUAUGGAAGUAGGGAGUCAAGCAGAUGAUUUAGAUCAACGUCGUGGUCGCAAUAUAUAUGACCCAGAUGAAAUUCUAGAAGAACAAAGAGAACGUGAAGUUAAAAAAAGAUACAAUACUGAAUUUAAAAGGUUUACACAAGGUAUUGAAGAAUUAAGUAAAAAUAUGUUUGAAAUUGAAAUACCUUAUAGAGAUCUAGGAUUUUACGGUGUACCAGGCCGUGCCGGAGUUUCAAAUGUUCAACUCUAUCCAACAGCUUCGUGCUUAGUACAUUUGUUAGAAUGGCCACCAUUUAUUCUAUCUUUAGAUGAGAUAGAAAUUGUUUCUUUUGAAAGAGUAGAACAGGGACUCCGCAAUUUCGAUAUGAUAUUUGUAUUCAAAGAUUACACUAAGACAGUUAAACGUGUUGACUCUAUUCCAAUAGAAUAUCUUGAUACAAUAAAAAGAUGGCUUAAUGAGAUGGAUAUUGUCUAUUAUGAAGGUAGACAAAAUCUAAACUGGAAUGCUGUAUUGAAAACUAUUUUAAGUGAUAUUGAAGAUUUUAUAGAGAAUGGUGGUUUCAGUGGCUUUUUGGGAGAGGAGAGUGAGGUAGAAAAUACCAGCGAAGAUGACGAUGAAGAUGAAGAAUACUCUGAAACUGAAGAAGAUAUGGAAGAUGAUGAAGAAGGUGAUUCUGAUGAAGAUCUUUCGGACUUAGAAGAAGAGAGUUCUGAUGACUCAUUUAAAGAGUUAUCUAGCGAUGAAGAGCAAGGCCUUAGUUGGGACGAACUAGAAAGAGAAGCUAUUAGAGAAGAUAGGAAAAGGCAUAGAGAGGAAAAUAACAAAGUUAAGGAUCGCAGAAGACACUAA
Cryptosporidium muris RN66 is the source of this 3252-nucleotide messenger RNA. RefSeq lists its product as uncharacterized. The record is from RefSeq and is a predicted model, not a curated record. Lineage: Eukaryota; Apicomplexa; Conoidasida; Eucoccidiorida; Cryptosporidiidae. Gene Ontology annotation, biological process: positive regulation of transcription elongation by RNA polymerase II; transcription elongation by RNA polymerase II. Gene Ontology annotation, cellular component: FACT complex. The transcript has a single exon. The coding region runs from base 1 to 3252 and encodes 1083 amino acids. Gene Ontology annotation, molecular function: nucleosome binding.